This is a messenger RNA of Trematomus bernacchii (emerald rockcod), 10056 nucleotides long. RefSeq names its product K(lysine) acetyltransferase 6A (gene kat6a). Gene Ontology annotation, cellular component: MOZ/MORF histone acetyltransferase complex; nucleosome. NCBI's taxonomy places the organism in Eukaryota, Metazoa, Chordata, Actinopteri, Perciformes, Nototheniidae. The record is from RefSeq and is a predicted model, not a curated record. Gene Ontology annotation, molecular function: DNA binding; histone acetyltransferase activity. Gene Ontology annotation, biological process: nucleosome assembly; regulation of DNA-templated transcription.
CACCAUGCAGACGGUCCCUUGGCCCUGCCUGACGGUUCUCUGUUCCCCCCUCCCCCACCUCCGCGCUCCUGUUUCACUCAAAGAUGGCGUCGGCUCUAGAACCCCUGCUCUGUGGCUGCAUUUUUUAGCCUUGUUGUUGUCUCCAUUACGCACGAUUUUUGGCACCUUCUCCGCGGCGGUUGGACACUGAAUUCCCGGGUUUGACAGCUACUGAAGUGCAAAAGGCGGGAAGGUGAUCAGUCGUGGCUGAUCCCUGGGGUGAGAUAUCUGUUCCGUCCCAGAGCUGAGAAUCCCAGACUGCUGGAAGAGUAAAAGCAAGCAAGAAACGACAAGGAGGAAACGUGGAAUCAGAAAAUAGUUCCUGUCGUGUGGAAUGUUAUAAUCUACAGACUGCAUUGCCCUCAUCGUAAUCAUUGAAACACAAAUUUCAUUUCUUGGAUACCAUGAUCUUCUUUCCUGACUUGCAUUGAGAAUUGGUUAGUUUGCCGGUGGCAGGAAACUGACCUAUCAGGUUUUAUUGUCUUUGUAAAGGUGUUUUGCUACAAGUGGGAACACCAACAUUUCAAAGCCCUUAUCGCCAAGAUCUACUCUACCCUUCUUUGUGUGCUGUGGGAGUUUACGUUGCUAACAGACCUGCAACUUCCUCCACUCCCCCUGCCUCUCGCCAGGGACCUUCACCUGGCUGGGAGUGGGUGGUGAGUGGACGGCAUUUUACUGGGUGGAGGGUUUGCUCGGGGCUGUGCUAUGGUUAACUGCUCAUCACCGUGUUGCUCAUACUCAGCCUCUGAGGGACUCUCUGUGCGUCCCCAGGACAAGGGAUAGUACGCAGACAGAGGGCAAAAGAGAAGGAGGAGGCGGCGCUACGGCGCAGGCCAGGAGUCUCCUUGGCUUACAGUUCCUUUUUUGUGUUUGGGUCAUUGCGGUGAGGCUUCAGGGCCCCUGCACCCACCCUGACUGCAACCAUGGUGAAACUGGCCAACCCAACGUACACCCAAUGGAUCCUAGAGGCCAUCAAGAAGGUGAAGAAGCAGAAGCAGCGACCAUCCGAGGAGCGCAUUUGCAAUGCGGUCAACAUGUCCCAUGGUUUGGACCGCAAAACUGUUUUGGAGCAGUUGGAGCUUAGCGUCAAGGAUGGUACCAUCCUUAAGGUCACAAACAAAGGUCUCAACUCCUACAAGGACCCUGACAACCCUGGACGCUUGGCUCUGCCCAAGCCCAAAGGUGGUGGCAGCUCUGGGGGAGGAGGAGGAGGAGGAGGAGGAGGUGGUGGUGGAGGAGGAGGAGGAGGAGGAGGAGGUGGAGGAGGAGGAGGUGGAGGUGGAGGAGGUGGAAGCAGCAGUGGAGGUGGUGGUGGUGGUAGUUCACACUCCCAUUCGGUGAAGAAACCGGGACUCGAGUGGAACAAGUUGAUAAAGCGGGCACUGGAAGGGCUCCAUGAGCCUGGCGGCUCCUGCUUAAAGAACAUUGAGCGCUUUCUCAAGUGCCAGGCUGAUGUGGCGGCCUACCUUUCAGGCAGCGGCUCCAUGGGGCCCGGCAUCUUCCACCAGCAGCUGAGGGUGGCCCUGAAGAGGGCAGUGGCCCAUGGACGCGUGGCCAAGCAGGGUCCCAUGUUCCAGCUCAUCAGCCGCAGCAGCAACAACCUGGAUGACGGGACCGGGACGGUGUCUCUGGGAUCACUGCCUCCUGUCCGGUUGUUGCCCCAUGAGAAAGACAAGCCGGUGGCCGAGCCCAUCCCCAUCUGCAGCUUCUGCUUAGGGACCAAGGAGCAGAACCGCGACAAGAGGCCGGAGGAGCUCAUCUCCUGCGCCGACUGUGGCAACAGUGGCCACCCGUCCUGUCUCAAGUUCUCCCCAGAGCUCACAGCGAGAGUCAAGGCUCUGUGGUGGCAGUGCAUCGAAUGCAAGACUUGCAGCAGCUGUCAGGAUCAAGGCAAGAAUGCGGACAACAUGUUGUUCUGCGACUCCUGUGACCGGGGCUUCCACAUGGAGUGCUGCGAUCCUCCCCUCACGCGGAUGCCCAAAGGCAUGUGGAUUUGUCAAAUCUGCCAACCCAGGAAAAAGGGAAAGAGGCUGUUACAUGAAAAGGCAGCACAAAUCAAACGGCGCUACAGCGCACCGCUGGGCCGGCCCAAGAACAGACCGGGCCGGCCCUUUAAGAAGCUCGGCGGGCGCGGUCGGAGGAAGCGCUCGGCCUCGGCGAACUCGUCCUCCAGCUCGUCCUGCGAGGGUUACCCCGGAGACGACCGGCUGCUGUUCUCGAUGCGGGACGACGACGACAUGUCUCAGGGCAGCCUGCGGUUCAACAACAAGACCAAAGGCCUCAUCGACGCCCUCACGAAGUUCUUCACCCCGUCGCCCGAGGGCCGCAAGGCACGGCAGGAAGUGGUGGAUUAUUCACAGCAGUGCCGCAUCCGGAAGAAAGCGUGUCGUAAAGGAGAAGGAGACGAUCGAGGAGACAAUCAGGACGGCAGCGACUGGCGGGACGAGGAUGAGAAACUCCCCGGCCACGAGAACCUGACGGAAAAAGACAUCGAACUGUUCAGACACAUCCAGGAGCUCGCACUGCAGAAAGUGGGGGUGACGGGGCCACCAGACCCUCAGAUGCGAUGUCCGUCAGUCAUCGAAUUUGGAAAGUUUGAAAUCCAGACGUGGUAUUCGUCCCCCUACCCCCAGGAGUACAGCAGACUACCGAAGCUGUACCUGUGUGAGUUCUGCCUGCGCUACAUGAAGAGCCGCAGCAUCCUCUACCAGCACAUGAAGAAGUGCAGCUGGUUCCACCCCCCCGCCAACGAGAUCUACAGGAAGGAGGACGUCUCUGUUUACGAGGUUGAUGGGAACGUGAGCACAAUCUACUGUCAGAACCUGUGUCUGCUGGCCAAGUUGUUCCUGGACCACAAGACCCUGUACUACGACGUGGAGCCCUUCCUCUUCUACGUCCUGACCCACAACGACAGCAAAGGCUGCCACCUCGUCGGAUAUUUCUCCAAGGAGAAGCACUGUCAACAGAAAUACAACGUGUCAUGCAUCAUGAUUCUUCCUCAGUACCAGCGCCAGGGCUACGGGCGCUUCCUCAUCGACUUCAGCUACUUAUUGUCAAAGCGCGAGGGUCAGCCCGGCUCCCCAGAGAAGCCCCUGUCGGACCUGGGCCGGCUGUCCUACAUGGCGUACUGGCGCAGCGUGGUGCUGGAGUGUCUCCACGAGGUCCGCGACCGGCAGAUCACCAUCCGGCAGCUCAGCAAACUGACGGGGAUCUGCCCGCAGGACAUCACCACCACGCUGCACAGCCUCAUCAUGCUGGAGCAGCGAGGGGACAGGCUGGUCCUGGUGCGGCGGGAGAAGCUGGUCUCGAACCACAUGACCCGCCUGAAGGCCCGGCCGCGGCAGAUGGACGUCGACCCCGAGUGUCUGCGCUGGACCCCCGUCAUCGUCACCAACACGGUGGUGUCUGACGGAGACGAGGAGGAUGACGAGGAGGAUGAAGAGCCAGAGGAGGACAAAAGCAAGGAGAUCAAACCAAGUCACAAGGUCCCUCCGGUGUCCUGGCACAUGCGCCAAGCGAAGAAGAGGAUGGAGGAGGACGAAGACGACGAGGAGGAGGAGGAGGAAGAGGAGGAAGAGGAAAGAAAAGGCUUCCCGGGGUUUCCCAUCAGCCAAAGCUCUCCCCCCUCUCCCCCCUCUCCUCCCUCUCCUCCCCCCCGCUGUCCGCCCCCUGCACCAGAGCAGCUACGCCCGACUCCCCCGACAAACGGAGAGCGCAGACCGCGGGGGCGCCCGCCAAAAAACUGGCCCUGGGGGAAGGUGAAGGACAGCCCGCGGGCGGGACGGCCUCCUAAGAUCCGCCCGGUGGAGGACGAAGACGAUGAGGAAGACGAGGAGAGGACCGAGGGAGGGAAACACCCCGGCUCUGCCAGUAGCCCCCCCUCCCUUUUCUCCCUGGACAGACAAGAGUCCACCACCUUUCACUCGCUGGACAUGGCCCGGCACCCCUCGAUAACCCCCACGCGCAGAGGGCGGCCCCCCAGGAAAAAGAGGGGCCCUAAGCCCAGACUAAUAGACGGACCUGAGGGGCCGCUGCCUCUGGGGGCCGUCAGGAAGAACAGCUUCAGUGAAAGCAGCGAAGAAGAAGAGGAUGAUGAUGAUGAAGACGAUGAGGAGGAGGAUGAAGAUGAUGAUGAUGAUGAUGAUGAGAGGAGGGCAUGCUCCCCCCCCACACUCACCAAGCCCACCAUGUCGCUCAAAUGCAAGAAGCCGCUGAGAAAGCGUCGUUUUCGGCAGCGCAGCCACCCUCACAGCAGCGUGGUGACGGAGACCAUCUCUGAGACCACGGAGGUGCUGGACGAGCCCUUCGUAGACUCCGACUCAGAGAGGCCGAUGCCCCGACUGGAGGAGGAGACGCCGCUGGGACACCCACUGCACCGAUAUCCCCCCAGCCGCUCCGCGCUGAGGCUCUCGGACCCCGUGCCCAAGAGGGGCCGACACUCCCACCUCUCAGACUCAGAGGAAGAUGAGCUCACGCCUGUGCUGAAGCCUGUGGCUGCUCUGCAGGCAGCUCCAUCAGAGACGCUGUCGGCUAACCCCGAGGUCCCAGUGAAGAAGAAGAAAGGCUGGCCCAAGGGAAAGAGCCGCAAACCCCUGCUGUGGAAGAAUCAAGGACCUGAAAAAACCCCUGCAGCUGGAGAAGGACUGACGCUAAGUGGGGAUCCCCCACCCCCUAAAAUCAAAAUGAAGCCUGGCCGCAAGCCCCGAAGCUGGUACCUGCAGCGGGCCCAGGAGGAGGCGGAGAGGCAGGAGCAGGAGACACAAAGGCUGCAGGAGCAGGGUCUGGAGAAGGAGCCCCACCUGCUGCAGACAGACGACCGCAACAAGCAGCGCAGAGCCAACAGCGACAGCAAACAGAAAGACUCGGACGACGAAGACGACUAUCUGCCUAAGCCUGUGGAGCAGAAAGUGCCCAGGAAGAGAGGAAGACCGCCCAAGAUCCGCAGCCAGCCUCCACAGCCCGCCCCCAAACCGACUCCCACCUCCGAGCCAGAGGAGGAAGAGGAAGAGGAAGAGGAGACUGAACAAACCUGGGAGGAAGAGAAACCCAGCUGUCCUCCGUCCCGCCCCUUGCUGUCCCCGUCUUCCUCCUCCUCCACCUCAGGGCCCCGGGCCCCACCGUCCCAGCCUCAGGACACAGACAUGGGCGACAGGGAGGAGGAGGACGAUGAUGAGGAGAGGGAGGAAGAGGAAUGCAGGAGCACGGGGAGCGGCGGCGGCGGCGGCGGCGGCAUCAACAGGCGAGCCGCGGUCACACCGGGUUCAGGAAGCAGACGCAGCGAGGAUCACGACGCAGACGACGAAGGUGACGGACACCUGGAGGACAAGAGCAACGGCAGCAGCAGCAAGAAGAGGAAAAGCCAGGACUCUGAAGACGAGGAUGAGGACGAAGACGAGGAGGAAGAGCCGGCCUCCCGUGCCAGCUCCCCUCCGGUCAAAGAAGAACCCCAGGGCGGAGAGGCUUUUUUGGACAUGGAGAACAGCGUGGCCCGCGACUAUGUCAGCAAGCAGGAGGAGGAAGAAGAGGAGGAGGAGGAGGCUGAGGAGGAAGGGCAGGAGGUCAAGACUCGGCCCUCGUCAGCCGACCCGCAGCAGGAGGAGCGGCGGCGCCGGGAGCAGGAGGAGUCGGCAGCGGCGGCCGCAGCCGUGGAGACCGUCACCGCCAUGUCCGCUCCUCCCGAGCCCAUGGAGCUGCAGCCGCUGCACCAGGAGGACAAAGAGGUCACGCUGUUGAUGGAGCCCCAACACCCCCACCCGCACUCCUCUCACCCCCACCAGCACUCCGAAUUCAAAGAGGAGCUGGGCCACCAUCAGCAACACCACCCCCAUCACCACUCCAACGAGCUGGACCUGGAGACCAUGCAGGCCGUGCAGUCCCUGACUCAGGGGGAGGCGCAGGACGAGGAGGCGGAGCCACAGCCGCACCACGGGGCCUACCAGGACUGUGAGGAGACCCUCGCCGCCUGCCGGACCCUGCAGAGCUACAGCCACACGGGGGAGGCGGAGGAAGAGUCUCUGGCGUUGGUGGAGGACUGCGGGGCGUCCCAGCACAGCAGCCCCCUCCCUAACCCCAGCGCCACGCCGCUACCCAGUCAGUCCGUGCGCUCUGUGAAUAGCCCGGGGUUAACCUCCGGGAUCAUGGACACCACUCCUGCCGGGCCUAGGGGAGGAACCCCCGGACCCACGGGAGCAGGGGGCGGAGCAGGAGGAGCCGGAGGAGGAGGAGGCUACACCCAGAUCACACCGGAGCAUCCCAGCUCUCUGUCGGCCCCCUCCCAGCAGAACAUGGAGACUUCACCGAUGAUGGAUGUGCCCUCGGUGUCAGACCACUCCCAGCAGGUGGUGGACAGCGGCUUCAGCGACCUGGGCAGCAUCGAGAGCACCACGGAGAACUACGACAACCCCAGCAGCUACGACUCCACCAUGGGCGGGACGGGGAACGGAGGGGGGAUGUCGGCCGUAAUGGCGGGAGCUUCCUCAGCUUCCUCGUCGUCGGCCUCGUCUUCUUCAAACUCGGCGACCCCGUCCUCCUCACAGUCCAACAACUGCUCCUUCGCCCCCGCCCCCAGCCUUACCUCCCCCACAGGAAGCGGAGGGUCCCAACAUGGGAUGGGCAACUGCAGCCUCAUCCAGCAAACAGGGCCCAACACUGGACCUGGAGCCGGUAAUGUGGGCGGUGCUGUGCCCCAGCCCCCGCCUCCUCCACCACCGUCCAUCACCCCCAACUGCGGCAUCAAGUCUCCGCAGAGCUGUGUGAUCGAGCGGCCCCCCAGCACCAACCACCAGCAGCAGCAGUCACAGAAGAAGGUUGCUCAGCAGCAACAAGCCUCCAACCCCUCACCGUCCGCUCCUACACCACAACAGCAGCAGCAGCAGCAGCAACAGCAGCAACAACAACAACAACAACAGCAACAACAACAGCAGCAGCAGCAGCAGCAUCAACAACAACACCAACAGCAACAACAACAACAACAACAACAGCAGCAGCAGCAGCAGCAGCAACAACAGCAGCAGCAGCAGCAGGCCCUGUCCCAGUGCAGCAUGGGUAAUGGCUUUUCCUCCACCCCCAUGAUCAUGGAGAUCCCUGAGAGUGGCGGUGGAGGGGGGGGCCGCACCCUGUAUGAGCGCAUGGGUCAGGACUUUGGCACGGGGGGCUACCCUCAGCCCUCCGCUACCUUCAGCCUGGCCAAACUCCAACAGCUCACCAACACCAUCAUGGACCCCCACGCCAUGCCCUACUCUCAUUCGGCCUCCGUCACCUCCUACGCCACCAGCGUGUCCCUCUCCAACCCCGGGCUGGCCCCGUCCCCCCACGCCCCCCACGCCCCGCUCUCUCAGGGCCAGCCCACCAUGACGCCCCCCCCUAACCUCAGCUCCGGCUCCAUGAACCUGGGCUCGCUACAGCUUCAGUGCAACAUGCCCAGCGCCAACCUGGGUCUGGGGCCCCCGCCUCACACGCAGCGGCUUCAGGGCCAGAUGGCGACGGUCAAGGGCCACAUCUCCAUCCGCUCCAAAGCCACGCAGCAGCUGGCCCCCGCCCCGCACCAGCAGCAGCUGUACGGCCGCAGCUCUGGGGCCGUGGCCAUGCAGGGCGGCCCCCGCACCCUGGCUGUUCAGCGCGGCAUGAUGCCCAACCUCAUGCCCACGCCGGCGCCCUACAACUCCAUGAACAUGCCGCUGAACGCCAUGUCGGCCGGGUAUCGGAUGCCCCAGCCCAUGAUGAACAGCGGCUACCACGGCAACCCCCCAUACAUGAACCAGCCGGCGCAGUACCCCAUGCAGAUGCAGAUGGGCAUGAUGGGCGGGCAGGGAUACCCCCAGCAGCCCAUGCAGCCCAAUCACCACGGCAACAUGAUGUACACAGGCCCCACCCAUCACAGCUAUGCCGGUGUACCCAAACAGUCGCCGUACAUGAGCAGAUGAGCAGCAGAGACGAGGGAAAAAUGAUACUCGCUGAACUCUAAAUGUCCAAAUUUCUCCUGUUACCCUCUCCGGGGCUGCGGCAGGCGCCGGGGGGGCGGAAGUGACGGAGACACAGAGGGUCUAUGGGUUUCCUGUUUUUCUACGUUGUCAUUUUGUCCAUUUUCAUUUGGGCUCCCCUCCCCCUCCUAGCAAGCAAGUGGCUGGGGCUCCCGGUUUAGCGGGUUGUGUGAACAUGGACCUUCUGCUGCAGGCCCACACACUCCUUCGUCAUGUGAUCUUAACACAGGCCCGGGAGAGCGGGGGGACAGGAGGUAACACGGAGAAAGACAAUACAGGAGAACCUCGCCUCUUCAGACUGCGAAUGAAAAACAGUGGUUUACUGAAUAUAUUCAACCAUGCACACAAUCUUUUAAUUGAUAUAGGAAGCCUUACCUUGGAAAAAAAAGAGACAUUCUGGGCAAAUCGUUUGUUUUGUUAAACAUAUUGUUGAAUCUUAUUUUCGUUGUCGUUGUUUUCGUUGUUUUUUUAAAUACUUGUGUGCAGUCCGACCUCUUAUAUGCUUUGGUCUUUAUAUGUGUGGCAUUCUGAAAAGGUGAUACACACCCUCUCGCUCUCAGAAACCCCCGAAACGUGUCUGCCGGGCUGCAUUUCACCCGGUUCCAGAAGAAGCAUCGGAGCGGGGCCUCCAGGUGUGCGAGGUGUCGAGCUAUUCCCAGAGUCUUCCCGGAUCCAUCUUGUUCUACCAAAUAAAACAACAGCAAAGACACAGGAGACACGCGUUACUGUCUGUUGAAUGAAACAAGUAGCAUUAUUUUCCAGUUUUCCGCCACUCUUAGAUGUAAAUAUUCUGGUACUUCCCAAUAUCCAGCACACACACACAUACACACACUGGCUAGUGCUAAUUGGUAGCUAGCUCAGGAAAGUAAAACAUUCAGCUGUUCUUGUUCACACUCCACUGACAGACGGCAUAAUAUGUCAGCCUUUUUUAGCAGUUUACAGAACAAACGGUGGGAUUUCCAUUGAACUGCUUUAACGAAAGUCGGUCAGCUGAAAGUGUAUGCGACCCAGAGAGGUCUGCUUUUGAAUGGUGUAUUCUGUUAAAACUGUAUAUUUUUCGUAUUUCUUUGCUGCAUAAGUCUGCACUCCCAUUAGCUAGACGUAUGGCGGGACAGUCGGCCUUUAUAAAAGGUGCCUAAAGCCUGAUCUAGUGCGCGGAUUGGCCCUCACUCAGAGGCACGCUCGUAUAAAGCAGGGUCGGAGGAAGAGUUCGAGGUUCUGUUGGUUGACUCCAUGUACCAGUAUUCAAAGUCAAAAGAGGAGAUUUUCAUUUUUUCUUACAGACCUGGCAUUGCAUACUUUAUUUGUGUGUAUUGUUCUCUACUUUAUUUUUGUGUUUCUUUUUGUUUCUGAAUUUGAUCAGACUGGGCAGCUUUCUUUUAUGACACGAGCUGACUCUUUUUGACUUUAGAAAACCUAUUGUAGAGAAAAUGUUUUUUCUAUAAUAUAAAAAGGAAACUCUGACAUUGAUAUUGGUACUGUCAUUUUUUUCACUUCUGUUUCAGGAAAAAAAAACAAUACAUAUUUUUUAGCUCGCCUCUUGGGUAAUGAUUACUAAGAAAUUCAAAAUUUAAAAAAAUUACCACUCACUUUUAGUGACUUUAAGAUGCCUUUAACCUCUCCAUUCCAUCUCAUCUCUAGAGUUUUCUAUCUUUGUGUAGUAUAUUAAUGCUAUUUUAAACAAAAGGACUACAAAUAUCUAAAGGUCACUUGGCAUUCUUUUCUUUUUUUACUUGUGUGUGUAUAGGAUGACUUCCUUACAUUUAAGAGGCAUGUAAAAAGGAGCUCAGUAUAUUUCUGUCUGUUUAUAUCGCUUCCCUUUUUGUAUCCUUUGUAAUUGUACAUGUUGCGUUGUAUGCUAAGAGAGAGCGCAAAAUAAAGAGAGGAGAGACAGCAGUGAAGGCGGCCUCCACUCUCUUCUCUCUCCCUGUAUGUAUUUCCAUUUAUUCUGUUUUUUUUUUCUUUCUUUCUUAGCAAGUACUUUCAAAGAACUCUGUACAUUUUAACAUAAAAUGAAAAUAAAUUAUGUUGAGCCAUU